AUGUCUCCUGCCACCGACUUUUUACGCCCCCUUGUCAUCUCAGGCCCUUCUGGCGUCGGCAAAAGCACCCUCCUCAAACGCCUCUUCGCCGACUACCCGGAAAAGUUCGGUUUCAGCGUUUCUCACACUACCCGCUCUCCCCGAACAGGCGAAGUCGAUGGCAAAGACUACCACUUUGUGACACACGACAAGUUCAAGGACCUCCUUACACAAGGGGCAUUCAUUGAACACGCACAAUUCUCCGGAAACUUCUACGGUACCAGCUUCAUGACGGUCCGGGAGAUUCAGGAGAGUGGGAGAAGGUGUCUCUUGGAUAUUGAGGCGCAGGGUGUUCGCCAAAUAAAGGCUACGGACCUGAAUCCAGUAUAUCUAUUCGUCUCUCCGCCUACCCUCUCUGAGCUCCGUCAGCGGCUGCAAGGUCGUGGUACUGAGACAGAAGCAGCCGUCGCCAAACGCCUUGCUACCGCGCUGAAGGAGAUCGAGUACGCGAAGGAGGGAGCUCAUGAUCUCGUCAUCGUGAACGAUGAUCUUGACAGGGCCUACGAGAAGUUCAAGAGCGUUGGGCUGGGAGAAUAUAUUGCUAGUGACUCUUUGCCUUCGCUAGACGAUUAA
Molecule: messenger RNA, 612 nt
Organism: Epithele typhae
Lineage: Eukaryota; Fungi; Basidiomycota; Agaricomycetes; Polyporales; Epitheliaceae
Product: guanylate kinase
Exons: 3
Coding region: 1-612 (203 amino acids)
Biological process (GO): purine nucleotide metabolic process
Cellular component (GO): cytosol
Molecular function (GO): GMP kinase activity
Source: RefSeq, a predicted model, not a curated record